GAGUUGCAAGCCGAAUGCUCACCCACAGAGACAGAAUUCCUGAGCGAACAAACGGCGCGGCUCCUCUUCCUUCCAGCUCCAGAUACACCACGUGCUGCGGGAACUGCGUUCCUCAAAGUCCACACUGUGCAGAUACACCCGGUCAAGCGUCCUGAGAACGCUGCUUUUUUCUCGCUGAAGUUCAGAGUGUUCUACAGGCGAGCAUGGACUUCAGUGGAAAGCAAAUAAUGUCUAGGUUGAAUGUUGCCAGAGAGACCCUGCCCUUUCUUCUCCUUAUGCCUCAGUGAGACAGAAAUAAUUUUCUCUGUGGUUCCAUCUUAGGUUAUACAAUCAGAUACCCUUCCGCAGUCAAAAGAUGACCUCUACCUUCAACCCCCGAGAAUGUAAACUGUCCAAGAAAGAAGGGCAAAACUAUGGCUUCUUCCUGCGAAUUGAGAAGGACACCAAGGGCCACCUGGUCCGGGUGGUUGAGAAGGACAGCCCGGCAGAGAAGGCUGGCCUCCGGGACGGGGACAGAGUUCUUAGGGUCAAUGAUGUCUUCGUGGAUGAAGAAGAACAUGCGCAGGUUGUGGAUCUGGUCAGGAAGAGUGGGAAUUCGGUGACUUUGCUAGUUUUAGACGGAGAUUCCUACGAGAAAGCAGUGAACACAUUGGUAGACUUGAAGGAGUUGGGUCAGAGUCGAAGUGAGCACAGUUUGAGUGAUGACACACUCUGUCCUGUCAUGAAUGGGGGCGUGCAGACUCGGACCCAGCCCCGGCUCUGCUACCUGGUGAAGGAGGGUGGCAGCUACGGCUUCUCUCUGAAAACUGUCCAAGGUAAAAAGGGGGUGUACAUGACAGAUAUCACACCUCAAGGUGUGGCUAUGGAAGCUGGAGUUCUGGCCGAUGAUCACGUGAUUGAAGUGAACGGAGAGAAUGUAGAGGAUGCCAGCCACGAGGAAGUGGUUGAAAAGGUGAGGAAGUCAGGAAGCCGUGUCAUGUUCCUGCUGGUGGACAAGGAAACUGACAAGCAUCUCCGUGAGCGGAAGAUACAAUUCAAAAGAGAAACAGCCAGUUUGAAACUGUUACCCCACCAGCCCCGAAUCGUGGAGAUGAGGAAAGGAAGGGAUGGCUACGGUUUCUACCUGAGGGCAGGUCCGGAACAGAAGGGUCAAAUCAUCAAGGACAUAGACCCCGGAAGUCCAGCAGAAGAGGCCGGCUUGAAGAACAAUGACCUGGUAGUUGCUGUCAACGGCGAGUCUGUGGAAACCCUGGAUCAUGACAGUGUGGUGGAAAUGAUUAGAAAGGGUGGAGAUCAGACUUCACUGCUGGUGGUAGACAAAGAGACGGACAACAUGUACAGACUGGCUCAUUUUUCUCCAUUUCUCUACUAUCAAAGUCAAGAACUGCCCAAUGGCUCUGUCAAGGAGGCUCCAGCUCCUACUUCCGCUUCUCUGAAAGUCUCAAGUCCGUCAGAUACUACAGAGGAAGUAGGAGAUCAUAAGCCUAAACUCUGCAGGCUGGCUAAAGGUGAAAAUGGCUAUGGCUUUCACUUAAAUUCGAUUCGGGGUCUGCCAGGCUCAUUCAUCAAAGAGGUACAGAAGGGUGGCCCUGCUGACUUGGCUGGGCUGGAGGAUGAGGAUAUCAUCAUCGAAGUGAAUGGGGUGAAUGUGCUGGAGGAACCCUACGAGAAGGUGGUGGAUAGAAUCCAGAGCAGUGGGAAGAAUGUCACACUUUUAGUCUGUGGAAAGCAAGCCUAUGAUUAUUUCCAAGCUAAGAAAAUCCCUAUUGUUUCCUCCCUGGCUGAUCCACUUGACAGCCCUCCAGAUUCUAAAGAAGGAACAGUGGUGGAGUCGGAGUCUGACUCGCACAUGGCAAAAGAACUGGUGAGCCCACAGUACAGCCUCACAUUCUUCUUCCAAUUCUGAAGAUACAGAGAUGUGACGAGAACAAAUAAUAGCUUUGGCUGUUUAUCCGAGAGUUGUUUCUGGGAAUUUAAUAGGAAUCCUUUCUCAAGGAAUGAGUUGCCACCGGUUUACUGUCUCUUUAGAAGAAAACCUUCACUGGAAACCAUUCAUCACGUGUGACUGUCUUCUGUUAUUAUUUGUCUUACUGGCGGCUAUUGCUGUCGGCUAAUUUAUGGUUAACAUAGGAAGAGAUAAGGCAGGAGCUAGACUCUUUGCAUGUGAUCUCUUCCAAGCUUCAACUUAGCUAUAUUUCUCUGUAUGAUGUCUCUUACUUCUACAGGCUCCUUGAGCACCAAAGAUGAUUCAUAACUCUGUAUAGGUGACAGCUGCUUAUUAAAGCAUCUUGGCAGAUAAGCCUGUUAAAAUUGUGCUUUUGUAACAAUGUUGUGCUUGCUACAGUAAAUACCAUUAACAACUGCCUUUUGAGUACGCUUGAUAGUGUUUUUGUUUCGGAUUCACUUUCUAUGCUUUAACCUUCAUUUGUCUCUCGAAACCCAAAAUACAAUAGAGAAUAAGACCUUAGUAAUAAAAUUCAGAAUUUUCUUA
Molecule: messenger RNA, 2491 nt
Organism: Cebus imitator (Panamanian white-faced capuchin)
Lineage: Eukaryota; Metazoa; Chordata; Mammalia; Primates; Cebidae
Gene: PDZK1
Product: PDZ domain containing 1
Exons: 10
Coding region: 356-1906 (516 amino acids)
Biological process (GO): protein localization to plasma membrane
Cellular component (GO): apical plasma membrane
Molecular function (GO): protein-membrane adaptor activity; signaling receptor binding
Source: RefSeq, a predicted model, not a curated record